AUGUAAUAAUAUUUAGAGGUUGGCUAUGCUUUAUCAAAUAGAGUUAGAUGUACAGGAUGUUUUUAGACUAUUGUAAAAAAUGAAAUUAGAUUUGGGCAUGUUUUUGUAGCACCAGGAUUUGGAUAUGAUAAAAAACAUUGGUAUCAUUUGACAUGUUUAAAAUUUAUGCCUAAAGGAGAUCGUAAUCAAGAUGUUGCUUUAAUUAAUAUUCAUGGUUUAAGAACAGAAGAUUAAAAGAAGGUACAUGAUAGAAUAGAGUUCAUUAAAAAGAAUAAUGGAAAAAGUAUAAUUUUUAUAUUAUAAUCAAGAACUCAUGAAAGAAUGUAAAUUAUUAGAAAAACAAGACGAUUAGUGUGAAUAUAUUAAAGCAGAUAAAGAUAUAUUCUCGACCUUUAUUAAGCAUAUGAAACACAAGGAGAGAAAAGAUUUAGGAGAAUUUUGA
Messenger RNA from Paramecium sonneborni, 442 nucleotides. The record is from the annotation of a GenBank genome assembly. Lineage: Eukaryota; Ciliophora; Oligohymenophorea; Peniculida; Parameciidae.